Messenger RNA from Jatropha curcas, 423 nucleotides. Its product is annotated as 2S seed storage albumin protein. Lineage: Eukaryota; Viridiplantae; Streptophyta; Magnoliopsida; Malpighiales; Euphorbiaceae. The record is from RefSeq and is a predicted model, not a curated record. Gene Ontology annotation, molecular function: nutrient reservoir activity.
AUGGCAAAACUUGCAAUCUCAACAUCUCUAAUCUGCGUUCUUCUAGCGAUCAUAGCCAAUGCAGUCUCCGGCUAUCUGACAGCCACCGCCAUCACAGUUGAAAUGGAAGAUGCUUAUCGAGUUCAGGGAAUAUGCAAGAAGGAAGCUGAAAAAAAAGAUUUGAGCUCUUGUGAGAAUUACGUAAGACUGUCAAGAACAAGGUCCGAAGAGACGCCAGCUAUAAGAAGAAUUGGAAACCGGCAACAACAGGUUCCUGGGCAAUGUUGUAACCAAGCAUGGAAACUAAGUGGCUUUUGUCGAUGUCAAUCAAUAAGGUAUCUACCAGAGAAGCAAGGAUACGUUGGAAGCCAAGAAUAUGAUGAGGCAAUGCGUAGGGCUGACGAUAUAAUUAGUGUUUGCUUUGACAAUAUCUGCCCUCGUUAA